This is a messenger RNA of Saitoella complicata NRRL Y-17804, 882 nucleotides long. Its product is annotated as Clavaminate synthase-like protein. Lineage: Eukaryota; Fungi; Ascomycota; Saitoellomycetes; Saitoellales; Saitoellaceae. The record is from RefSeq and is a predicted model, not a curated record. The transcript has 2 exons. Bases 1 to 807 code for a protein of 268 amino acids. Gene Ontology annotation, molecular function: 2-oxoglutarate-dependent dioxygenase activity.
AUGUCAACUCGCCUCCGAUCUCCUCUUCUCUCCCGCUCAAUCUCCUCCAUCCCAACCCUCUCCCCUCUCACUCCGCUCACCUACCACGCUCACACAUCAUCGCCCGCACCGACACCCAUCCUCCUCCCCGCCACAUUCUCCCACCUCCCCGCCAUCCAGAAAUGGUUCAGGAAAGAUGACAAGAGAUUUCGAUAUUUGAAGGAGCUGAUUGGAGGAAGGUUGGUUGUGGUCGAGGUUGGUGAGGGUGGGUAUACGGAUCCGCAGACGAAGAGGGUCGAGGUUCCGUUUGGGUUGUUUGUGGAUGUGUGUUUGGGAGCGGAAGUGGGGAUGAAGGGGUAUCUCGCUCAGAGCGACGUAUUUGCGCAGAUCCCAACCCUCCUCUCAGACCUCCAAACCCCCUACCUCCCACCCCCCCAAAAAACCUACUCCCGCUCCCUCUGGCUCGGCAAAAGCCAUAUCCACACUCCCCUCCACACCGACCCAAACGACAACGUCUUCCUACAACUUCACGGGACGAAGCGGAUACGGCUGUAUCCUCCAACAGCGGGCGCACAGCUACGACCCGGACAAGGUGUGUUGAGGAAUACGAGUAUGAUUAGGGAUGUCUGGAGUGCGGGUGCGGAUGCGGAUGCGGGUGGGAGUGAGGUGGAGGGAGUAGAGGGUGGGAUGGAAGCUGUGUUGAGGGAGGGUGAUGGGGUGUUUAUUCCGAGGGGGUGGUGGCAUACGCUCAAAGGCGAAAAUCGUCACUCAAGCGAUGGAUCCGGAGACGAGAUAGUGUGUAGUGUCAACUGGUGGUUCCGUCCAUAACCCAUACCCAUCACCAAGAUUUUUGAUUUUUUUUGUCUACACCUUCACGAAAUCGUAAUCUUCCCCGCACUCUUC